AUGGCAGUCGAGGUCAGUGCCAUUUGCCUGCCCAGCGCAGGGCUGGAAUUGGAUCAGGAGUCCUUGCGCGUGGACGCUUCUGCAGCCUUGCCUCUUCACCUCAACGGUGAAUACUUCGGGCCGGUUGAGGUGAGCCGCAGUGGGUUCCUCUACAAGCAGGUUGGCGCCGGCUCUCGCUGUACAGACUCAGCCGGAGGGCCAUACAGCAGGCUGCAGCCAGCCUAUGCCUUCGGACUUGGUGAGUGCAUGGACUCGUGCAAUGCGUUCGCGCUUGGCACAUGCCAUGGCGUUGGUUUCCAAGACUCUGUGGGCUGUGUCCUCUACCUUGAGGCUGGUGCCGGCAGCAGUGAUGCCCCGGGCCUGAACCGCCAGGUUUGGACACUCAUCAACGGCACGGGGACUGGUCCUGUUGCCGCUUCGCAAAUGGGUCUGGACGGGCAAGGCGGUGCAUGCUACCGUCGACAGCUUGAUGCAGCCUGCUAUCCACCUGGACGUGUCCGAAAGAUUGUGUGGGAGGGUUGCCGCUGUCUAACCCAUUGGGCCCUGGAGCUGGAUGACGCCUCGUUCGAGUCGCCGUCGCAAGUGGCGGGUCGCAACUGGAGAAACUGCGCUGGAGAAGCGCACUUGGAUGGGGACGAGUACAUACUCGGGAUGACGCAGUACGGAGGUGGAUACUGCAACUUCUACGGCGGCUGGGGUCGAAGGUUUGAUUUCUUCACCAACAAGCGUACAGUGAAUGUGAAGGCACCAGGAAAGCCGCAGCUGCACGUCAAAUCUGAGAUCGCUCGACGAGCUGUGACGGUGAGCCGAACGAAGGAAGGCGGGAAGUUCUUCCUCUUCCACAAGGCAGAGUGGCUGAGCAUCUUCGGCCUGCUUCCGAGCCAGGCUCCAGUCAAGACUCGGGUGAAGCAACUUCGCCAGACCGAGAUCAUCUGGGAGGGAGAGGUGGUCGUCUGGGGCAACUCGAACGGCCUGCACGGACGACGAUCACGCGAAGGUGAGCCUGGUCAGUGGCAGCUGAACGAUCUGCUUGUACCUUUUGCCGGCCCGGAUGCUGGUGCAAUCGACUUUCUGCUCUCCAACAGGGCUUCUGCAGCUGUGGUGGGCAGCUUCCUGGCCGGUGUUGCGGAGAAGGACAGGAAGUCCUCGACGAAGGAAGGGGUGGUGAAUCUGGAAGAGAAGGUGCAGUUCUCCAUGCGCCUGCAGCCCGGCAAGCAGAUUCUCGGACCCUUUGUAGGUCCGGUGGCGGGGCUGUACCCCGAGGGCCGGGUCACCCAGGUCGGUUUGGCGGAUGUUUGCUUUCCCGAACCUCCUGUUGCUCUCAGAAACGAAACAGCGGGAAACAAGUCGGAUGAAGUGCCUCACGCGAAAUCUGUUGUGACACCUAGCUGCGGCGGCACGGGAGGUGGAGCUGCCUGCAAAUUCCCGUUUGAGUUCAACGGAAAGACCUACGAGACCUGUACCAAAGAGGGUCACGAUCGGCCAUGGUGUUUCACCGUGGCAGGAGACAAUACGUGGGGAAACUGCGACUGCGCUGCAUCGCUCAUUUCUCUGGGAUCCGCCACGUCUACGUCGGUGGCAGCAAAGAAGACGAGAGGAGCCUCAGGUGGCAAGUCCUUCGAGUAUGCUCUGUUGACAACCUCGACCAGGAGCGCUGAUUCCGGCUACAGCAGCUGCUGGGACAUUGGUGAAAUCCAGUUCUUCUCGGACCGCAUGUGCCGGAACCAGAUAACCGUGAACUCGAGAUCCAUCUCUGUCAGCACUUACGAGGACGGCCUCCAAAGCCACGAAUACCAGGAGAUCUCCAAAGACAUGCUCUGCCGAGCAGGGGCAGAUGGGCAGUGGUACCUAGGAGGCCGAAGAUCAGCCAGAGGAGGACUCUACGACAGCCUGGAUGCCUGCAAGGAUCUCUGCACCACUGAGAGGAGCUGCACAUUUUUCGGAUAUCGAGCAAAGGAUGGCAGAUGUGAGUUCUUCACCGCCUUCGGUGACUGCGAGAACAAGAUGGGAGGAGCACCGGGCUUCGCCAUGUACAAGAAGUUGAAACCCCUUCAGACAGCCACGGCACACGAGGUCAGCUGUGCGAAGAUGGCACUGUUACCCGUCAAGAAGGGCUCCAUGGAAGCCAGGUGCCGAAGCGGGAACGAUCUUGGUGACGGCUUUGAGUACAUCUUCAAUGUGGGUGCAGGCACUUCUGCUGCGGCCUGCGGCGAAGCGUCUACGUGCGAGUGUUGCAUGCGCCCGAAGAAAGCAGAGGAUGGGCCUUGGCCAGUGGCCUCGAAGAGCAACACACACUGCAAAGUCUUCGAUGUGACAGCGAAGGUCGCUGUCAACAACAUGGGGGAGUGUCAGAGCAAGGCCGUCGAUGCCGGGCACGCCUUCUUCUCCCUCUUCGAUGUCGGCGGCCCAAGCGGCCGGAAGGAGUGUUUGACCUCAGCGACCUGCACUUUGGUCCAGGAGGCACGCGGCUGGCGAGUCUACGGUCGGCAUCCAGCGGGACAGCAAGAAGCCUUCGGCCGUGGGAGUGCUGCACUGGGUAUCGCACAAGGUGUGUCAGAAUGGACAGAGAUUGCGGAGCCGAGCCUGGCCAUCUCCAAGCUGGUCGAUGGCCUCGAUGUGACGCCCCUGCGUGCCUGGGGCCGGCAAGCCGUGUGGGUACGAGCCGAGGUGCCCGGCGAAGUGGGCUGCAUCAAGGUCUUCCAGAGCGCGGCAGAGCUCUCUGGCUGCCGUCCCUCUGCCGCGGUGCAGGUGAAGCGCCGCGCGGGGCCAGGUGCUGCGUGGAUGCGCUUGGCUACAGCAGUUUGGCCGAGCACUUCACCAAGCUGGAUACGAAUUGGCCUCGCAGACUCCCAGUGCGUGGGGACCAAGAACAGGGAGCUGCCUCGCGGCUUCUCGGCUCCCUCGAAGGUUCCUGUUCUGGCACCCCUCUCCAUCGCCGACAUCUUCCGGGGCGCUGCCGCAGGGGAUUGGGGCCCUGCAGCAGAAGGCAAGCAUUUCAUUGCGGUCACCACGUACCCGAAGAAGGACGGCUCGCAGGGAUUGCGGGUUCUCUUCGGCGACAGGUAUCCCCACACGGCACCGGCGGUGAACCUUCCGCCGUCAGACUGCCAGUUUGGUGGAGGUUUUGGCACCGGCUCGAUGCCCCUGCUGCAGGCCAGGAAGACGAGGCAGGUGAGCUGGCCCGGAGCUACCUGGAAGAUCUACGAGGGACCGAUGACUGUCUCGAUCGACUUCGGGCACAGCGAUGAGAAUGUGAAAUGUGUUGACCCUGACGAGGCUGCAGCAUGUGAUGCGGAGGCUGGCAACCACCGCGGAGACGACUUCCCGGACCGCUUCACCAUCUUCGAAAUGGAUGGUCAAGUUUGUGCCAAACGUGGAGACGAGCCAAAUGCCUCAUGGACCUCGGAGCUGCAUCUCAUCAUCUCGUGCAAGUCCGCCUCCGAGGCUGCGCGUGCACCUAUCGCGGAGGUCGGGCAGCUGCUUGGGAGCCCGGGAAGCUCCCUCAACUGCACCGCAUCUGACACACCGGCUUUCUGCUCAGCAGAGGCUGGAGAUGACCGCUACGACGCUUUCCCUGCGAAAUACCUCACAUACUCCACAGGAAGUGAGGUCUGCACCGUUGCCACUCAAAGUCCGGUGCCAGCCCAGCUGGCAACCUCCUGCAUGGCACCGGGACUUGCAGCUGUCAAGGAUGUUCGGACUGCAGUGGUGAUCGGCUCCGGCGUUGAUGACUUGAACCAGAAGUGCACCAUGCCACCGAUGCCGGUGGCCUGCGAUCGCGAGGCAGCAACGCAUCGGAAGGAUCCGUUCAGCCAUCGAUUUGAUGUUGUUCCUUUACCAGGGGGCCAGAUCUGUGCCGUCCUCACCCAUGCAGCGCCGGAUUCGGCAAAGAGGGCUGGUCCAAUGCUGCUUGCUGAGGGCAGCCAGGGUUCAGGCAAAACCGUCGCUGGCAACCGCUGGCUCCAGGGCCGGAAGACCUUCAGUGGUGUUCGUGGAUCACAGGAGAUGUGUGGACCAGGUGAUUCAAGCGGCACCUACCUCAUCAGAAUCUUUAUAGAGCAAGGAGCCCGUCAUCAGGUUGGAGUUGCCAGCCGUGCAUGCUGCGAUCAAUCGACGCAGUCAGGGAAUGGUACGCAACUGCGGAAAAACUUCGCUGCGCUCGCUUCGGCGCCCCGGGGCUGGGAGGCCCAGAGAGGGGCUGCGACACCGGCGGAGGAGCCUGGAGUGAGUUGGUUUGGCGGUUCCUGGGAUGGGCCGCGGGCAGUGACAAUGGUAGUCUCUUGCCUGAAGCGCUCCUUCACCCUGGGCCUGGAUGGCGGCGAUGACUUUCUGGGGGAGAUGCUUUGGCCAGAUACCUGGGGUGGUGUCUAUACCUUCGUCGGUGGAAUCGAUGGGGACCACAUUUACCGAGUCGAGUGGGCUGCUGCAGCCUUCGAAAGCCAGUUCCGCUGCGCCGAGCUCCCGACUGAGCAGGGCAGCGACGCCGAGCGUUGCCUCCGUGGCAACGAGCUGGGAGAUGGCCAGGAGUACGCCUUCAAUCUGGGCGAGUCGCCCAAUGCACUGUGCAGUGGAGGCUGCGCUUGCUGCUCGAGGAAGGCUGUUAAGGGGCUGGGGCCCAUGAUUCGAGCGCUGGACAGCUUUGACUUCGUCGGAAACGGCUAUUGGUCUAACUUCAGGGAUGGCUUCUCCAGAAUCGGCAUGGAAUACUACCUGCCGGUGGAUGCGCCGGGCUGCGAAAGCUGUGCCAGGGAAUGCCUGAACUAUCCGGACGAUGCUUGCGUCGCAUUUAACACAGACGGUGGCGACUGCUCCAAUGCUGCGAACUGCAUGGUCUACACGGAGCUGGGCACGCCCUACUCCCACGAGAUCACGCGAGCCUUCACCCGGAAGCCAGCCUCCGUGACGACCACGGCCGGCCCGACGACCGUCACCACCACGAAGGCCUGGGACUUCGAGCUGGCUCUCAGCUGCAGCCCACAGCGAGACAAGGUGGCCUUCUACAGCGUCGGCUCGGGGACUUGCCAGGAUGCCCAGGGGCGCGAGGCAACCGCUGCCUCGCGACCGCUGAGCACAAGAGCAGGCUGCGAGGCACAUUGCGAGGAGAUGUCUGAAUGCCUUGGCUACUUCCUCCAACCAGAGCUCUGUACUCUGUACCUGUCCUCAAACUUGGACAUCCCAGAUGGUUGGAGCUUGGAAGCCAACGUGGAUUCCACCAUAGUCGACAUCGUGCAAGGUUCUGGCACGCCAGCGGAUGCGAACUGCAUGAAGAAAGGCUUGCAUUACUGUGGAUGGACACCCAAGCCUUCAACUGGAACUCCCUUGAACUGCGGUCUGGACUCACCUGACGGAGACGGAUGCAGCCACAGUUCAUGCAUCGACGUCCUGGCAUGCCAGGCGGCUUGCGAUCGCUGCACAGGAUGCGUGGGCUUUUCCUACCAGGCCUUGUCGGACUCCGGCGUCCGCUGCUACAUGAAGAGCAGCUGGGACCACUCUGGAAGAGACUUUGUAUCCUUGGCGCCCGACUCUGCGAGCUGGCAGUCUUACGUCAAUGCCCGACACGGAGCUUGUGCCGCGACCCAGAGAACGGUGCACUACUGUGGCUGGACGAAGCAAAUCGCGCGGUCUGCUGUUCCAGUGGACUGUGGCCUCCAGUCACCGGGCGGAGAGGGCUGCAGCACCGAAGCGUGUCCGGACUUGGCAUCCUGCAAGGCUGGGGAGUUCGUCCUGCAGAAUCAGCGGAAGCUUCUUGUCCAGCUCUGUGGCCGGGGCGACUUCCUGCGACGUUGGCGUCGCGUGCAGCUCGUGCGGGAGGCCCUGGCAGAAACGGCCGAGUGCGAAGGCUGCCAGAAACUACAUGCCGAAGGCCGAAAGAAAAAGUUCAAGGAUCCCUUUUCUGCUGUCCUUUCGGUCGAGCACCACUUCCAUGAGCCCGAGGAAUGUGGCCGCCUCGGUGUCCUUGUGCAUGCCGUGGCGAACCAGCAGCAUCUUCUGAAUGCGAGCUGGUAUUUCGAAGCUGCCGACUACUUGUGGAAGGUCCUGGUCGAGGCUGGGGAGGUGCCGAAUGCUGGAGACCUGAAGGAGGGUUCCAAGGAGUUGCGCGACGAGAAGUGCGUGCGUCUCUGUGAGGUGGUCGAUGUGGUUGCUGCUGCCGUCGGUAUCCGUGCAUACCAUCGAGGAAUGGGCGAACCAGGUCCAGAGUUGCCAUCCAUGCCUGAGAAGGACGAGAUGCCCUACUUUGAACGAGUCACGGAUAUCUGCUCCUCCGGCCUUUCCUUUGACAGUAGCGGCUGGGGUCCGCGACUGGAGGACAAGGACAUCAAGGUCGACGUCUACGAGAAGAUGGGUCUGGUCAAGUCCGCGUCCGUGAAGAGCAUCACGAGUGCUUACGCUCCGGGCAGCAAGUGGGAGCCUGCAGUGACCACAUCAUAUGACUGGUUCACAUGGUCGCAGACUGCUUAUCCGCCGAACGUGGACUUCUUCCGCCUGCUGGGCAGUUUCGAGAAAGAAGGCGCAUCGAUCAGCAGAGCAGACAUGGAGAGUAUUGCAUCUGCCUACACGGCCGCCGAUUUUAUCCUGACCUUUGGAGGCGAACUCCACAAGGAGAUUGGCCUUAUGGUGGCGCUGGGACGAGCUUUGGGCAACGAACGCUUGCCGGCAGAGCCAGGCAAGCCUUCACCACGCGAGGAAGUCGACCGUUGCGCGGCAGAGCUCAAGAUGGCUGUUGGUGACGACGUCGCAGCCAACGCCGCAGCAGUCGCGGCGAUGUUUGCCGCGAUCACUAUCCCAGUGGAUGCGAGCGGCCACAGCAGCCCGGAGUUGGCUCGCUUGCAGCCGGUGAUGAACCGGAUUGUGCGCUGGGCCAACUACACCAAGGCUUGCAGCGAAAGGGUUCGACAAGGUCGCGGGUGCAUUGGCUUCGAGAUCAUGGAGCAAGGAAACGGCGGAUACAGGUGCUGGAUGAGGUCUGCGUGGGAACAUGACACGGACUACCAGUCCAGCAAUCCGGACAACUCCUCGUGGCAUCCCUACGUCAACGAAAGAGAUGACCUUUGCAACCAGGAUCCGAGCCUGCAGCAGUUGCGCGGCCAAGUUCUCAAACACGUGGAGGGUAUGCCCGGACAGAAGGAGGAGGGAGAUGAGCGAGCUUCAACAUGCUUGCGGUCCCAGAUUGACCUUGAGACGCUUCCACGCGGGGCGUACACGCUCUACGCAGAAGUAAAGCUUCAAGAUGCAGCCGGCGGUCAAGUUAUCACCUGGGGCGCAAACGGAGACGAGGGCCGUGCUGCCUCGCCUUGCCUGAAGGCCCGCUAUUGGGGCCUGGCUGCCGUUGAGGCUUCUGCGAAUGGCUACUAUGAGCCAUUCUAUUUGGACUUCUUCGAAUCAGCGGAUGGCACCGGUGAGUCGUUGCCAGCUGAUGAGGUUUACAUCCAAGGCCUCGUCAGCCCUGGUGUGCAGAUAACACAAAGCAAUCGAGGGCGACAUUUUCUUCAGUACAAGCCCAACCAGCAGAACUGGGGUGUGUCAUGGACGGAGCAUCAAGUUCCAUUGAUCUACCGUGACCUGGGAAGCGCAAAGGUCAUCCGCUCUGCGCGACACGCAGCGCGUCCAAACCACGUUCCACAGGAGGCUGUAAUCGUUGCCAGCAACGAUGGCAUCGUUUGGUAUGCCAGGUUCCGUGCAACUGGCGAUUCAGCCCGCGAGCUGAUAAACCAACCGGUGCAGUGUAAGGACCCUCUGUUCGUCCCCGAGCCCGAGGAGGGUUCCGAAGACGAGGUUUUGCCCAUGCGAAAGCACAUGUUGGUGGUCGGUGGAGAUUCGGUGAAGAGCUUUUGGGGCAGGAACCCAUUUGAGGCUAAGCUCAACAAGUCUUUGGUCGACGAGAAGUGGCACAGCAUCAUGUCAACGUUUGAUGGAGUCACCCAAAAGCUGUGGGUCGACCAUGCUCUGCUUGCAAUCAAGCAGGCCAAAAACUUCCUGAGUGUUCUUCAGACCUCCAACUUCUGUGUUGGCUCUCGUGAAGAUGGUGAAAAGGCGUUCCCUGGAGAGCUCCGGAACGUGCAGAUCUUCUCGGAGGCCAAGAUGCCAGGCUCCAUUCAGGCCGACAUGAAUCUGGCGGUCGUAGGAACGGCCAGCAUGAGCUCUUCGCUGAAUGUUGGAACCGAAGGCGCCCUCAACGAUGGCUCCUUGGGCUCACGCGCGAUCUCUGUGGACGAGAAGAGUCCCUGGGCACAGGUGGACCUCGGCAGUCCCAUGCCUGUUGGAAGGAUCCAGAUCGAGAAUGCAGACGCCGACCAGUGCGCUUCCAGGCUCUUCCUCGGAACCGAAUGCAGUUGGGACUAUGACAUUGGCAACUACUCCGCUGCAGAUCAAGGGGCGAACAUUGGAAUCAGCAUGACGCCGUGUGAAGGUGACAUUUGCCGCGGGGUCAUCUGCACACGGAUUACCGGCAGCAACCAAAAUGGCACCGGACAAACCUAUGCUGGAGAUUGCCAGGGGCGCUAUGGCCGCUACGUCUAUGUGCAGCUUCCUGGGGCAAGUCGCACUCUCGACGUGCGGGAGCUCCGGGUCUUCAAGGCUAGCAGUGCGGCCACCGUCGGCGAGACCGUUCUCUGUGCGGACCGCAGUACAUCCUGCGCUGGAGAUGUUUGCUGUCCAGGCUUUGAGGCUACGGGCUUCAAGACUUACCCUUGCCCUUCGGCCCACGACACCUUCAUGAAGUGCCAGAUCAAGACGAAGGUUGCCAAUGCAUUGGCCAACGUGUCCCGUCAAGAUUCUGAUGAUCAGCUUGAGGAGAACCUCACCCUGAACGCCACGGUUGCUGCUGCACCGGAGGGCAGGCGCAUCUUCGUGCCCAUGGAUGGUGGUGUCGGCCGCGCCUGUCGUGGGGCACACCGGGAAGACUGGCGAGGCUCCUACGUGGUAAAGCAUCGAGGCCGAAGCCUGGAAAUGUGCAAGCUCAUCUGCAGGAGCCAUCCCCUCUGCCAAGGCAUUGAGUACAACGAUGAUUGUGAGAUGUGGGUCCGCGCAGAGGGAAUCGGUUCUUCGGUGGCCUACGAGGGCCCAGCUCGCUUCUCCACCUGCCUGCGCUUGCUCCCGCAGGAUCUGGCCCCGGAGACACGCUUCACCAGCCAGCAGGGCCGGAAGUGCCGAACGAAGCCUUACACCAUGGACCAGGCCGCAGGAUGCAACGGGUGGAAAGGACUGACAAUCGAAGGCUGCAAGGACAAGUGUCGCAUGAACAGCAUUGCCGAGAAGUGUCCGGCGAAGCUUUGCGCAGCGGCAGUUUUCUUCACGAACUCGGGCUUCUGUCACCUCUACGACGAGUGUGAAGAGACGGAGCCAGACCGGAGCGCUCUGCUUCUCCACCGGGAGGUCACGGCUUUGCAAACCUGGCCUGGGCUUGUCGUGAAGGGCGAGGAGUGCAACCCGAACCCUGGCAUGUUCGACUUCGGCGCUGGCCCUCAGUCGUUCAGCAUCCUGGCCCAGCUGUCGAACGUCAAGCUGAAGAAAAUCCAAGGACAAGUGCAGGGCCCCAUCCUGAGCAAACUCAGCACAGGACGAGGCAAGCGCUACUGGCCCGAUGCCUACGGAUGGGAGUUCGGCGUCAUCUACGACAAGAAGUGCAGAUGCCGACUGCUGCGCUUUCUCCUCCGCACAGCCUCCGGGCACACGUUUUACGGGUACGGCAAGACCCCGCUGACAGGGGCAGAGGUGGAAGUUGCAAUGUCUUUCGAUGCCAAGGAUUUCACCACCACUAUGUGGGUCAAUGGCAAGGAGGAGAAAGUUGCACAGCGACCUCAGUGGUAUCGUACCCGCUUUGCCGGUGAUUUCUCCUCGCGUGCAAAGCUAACGAUCGGCCGCCGAUUUGGUGGCUCCCGGCUCUUCGACGGCCAGCUCUUCAACGUGGUUCUCUACCGUGGCGUGCUGGAGGACAAGGACUUUGGUGUGGAGGUCACCACCCUGAAGUAUCAGUUCGUUGGAGUUGGAAGGACGCUUAGCGAUGACUGGAUCCAGGUGCGGACGUCUCUGCUAGAAGAGGAGGCCGACUCCGGCAUCUUCGGUGUCGCGGAAGGUGGCAAUUGGAGCGAGGCUGUGCCGUGCAAGGGUUGCAGCCGCUACACUGAACACCGCGUUGGUGGAGUUUGCCAGUAUGACAAGUCCAAGACCACGUGUGCAGUCUGCAUGCCGCCGCAUGAAGGAGUCUUCAACUGCCAAUGCGGCCGGCGCUUUCCACACACCUGCGCCCCCUGUGGCAAAGAAGAGCUGUGCUCGUCCUUGGCAAAUGAGCCUCCGCUGGAGCUGGGACGCGCCACGAUGAAUGGCGUCAGCUUUCAGCUCAACUGUCAGUCCUCCGGAACUGUGCAGCUGCAGGCGCAAGUGGUGGCACCUUACGGUGGCUCAGACGUGUUCUACCUCUCCAUGGGUAGCUGCCCGUCAUGGAGGUGGUUCCUGCAUUCGGGCUGGGGGACGAACUGCGCUGAGGACGACAGCUGUGCGUAUCAAGAAGAGCCACGCUGGACCGUGAAGUCGGAUCCGUGUAAGCUGCGAGAGGGAAAACAUUUUGUCACCUUUCGACCCUCGCAUCCCGGUGACAUCAAAUUGACGAGGCUGCGCCUGACAAGUGGCUCAGAUUUUUGCACGUUUGAGCCACUUCCACCUGCCAGCACUACGACAACCACGACCUACACGACUCCACCGUACUUGCAAGGCGCUUGCCCAUCCGAAGCAGAAGAAGCCACCGAUUUCAACAACUGCCCUUUCCGAUACUAUGUGUUGGAAGUGCUUUCCACCGCCGGGGACGAGGCCGCGUGGAAAAUCGGCGAGUUGCGGCUCUACUACCUCAAUGCCAGGGGACGACUUCGGAAGUUCCCAAGCUCAGAUGUGCGCGCAGAGCUCGUCCAGGACGAUGCCGAGACGCGAGGCUGCGAAGCGAGCAACGCCUCGAAUGCCUUUGACCUGUCUGUCUUCAGCGGCCUGUGCUCGCCGAGCCCGAUGAUCAAGCUGAGAUUGGAUCUGGGCCGGGGUGUCUCCAUCGCCAAGUAUACGGUCAUCAGCGCCAAUGCCUCCAGCUCCUUCGAUCCGAAGUCGUGGAGGUUAUGGGGUUCAGUUGAUGGGGCAACAGCGAGCGACAUGACAUCGCUUUCCACGGCAGUGAAGCUCAGCGACGUGUCCCAGGCGUACUUCCCAUCUGCUCGCUGGAUGUGUGAUCCUCCGUGGGGUGUUCCACGAAAGCGAGGCUACCACUGCAUGGCCACAACGACGACGACGACAACGGAGGUGGAGCAAGAGAUCAUUCCGACCACGACGACCACCACUGCUAUGAUCAAGAAAGAUCGGUGCUUUUACAGAUACUAUGCCCUGCAAGUGCUGCAGGCCAACGACGCGAAGGCGACAAGCUGGCAAUUGGCAGAGUUGGAGCUCAGGCAGAAUGGCAAGGCCUUGCUGUUGCCAAAGUCGCGAGGGUCAGCUUGGUUCGUCCACGGCCGUGCGAGAAGGCCCGGGACAGUUCUUGAUGACGGCACGGAGGCUUUCAACGUCUUGGACGGAAAUCUGGCAACCGUGGCACAGCCGGAUGGCGCCUUCUCUGCGAACUACACAUCCGUGCAACUGGCUUUCGGCCAGCGUGUUCGCGUGGCACGGAGUAGUUCCACGUUCGAUUAUGCAGAAGCACAUUUCUGCAUGGACGCGGAUGAGGAUACUCGUUGCAGCACUGCCUGGAACGGAGGUUCAGGCGAGCUGAACCCGUGGUGGCAAGUGGACCUCGGAAUCCGCGAGGCUGUGGAGAUUGUCGCGUUGCUGAGCCAUCCUGACGGUUGUGAAGCACGCUAUGGCGUAGACGUUGGAGACAAGUGCACGCCCACUGGCGCCGUCGUCAGCGUCAGCGACGUGUCCUGCACAGGCCACACUUGUCCCGGUGAGCCCUGCGGCAAGUUGGAGGUCACAGGCAAGGACAACUGGUACUAUGUCUCCUGCGAAGGCAAAGUGGGCCGCUACGUGCAAGUGCAGCUGAAGGGCCAGCGAGUCCUCAACUUCCGUGAGUUCCGACUUCUCGACAAGGACAUGGUGACUGAUGUGGAUCUACCGGAACCUUCACAGAAGGCGGCCAUGGACUAUUUCGUCCGAGCAGACCGUAAUGGCUACUAUGACACUCGGUGUCAUGAGAACCUUGCCAGCACCAUCCGCGGCUCCAGCCCGAAGAAGUUGGAGGAGUGCGCACAAGCAUGCCUCAAUCACGGAGACUGCGGAGGUUUCUCUGACUACAGUGGUAUGGCCUGUGUCAUCAUGACGAAGUCGAAGGCCUCGCUGGAACAGCGAUGUGCGUGGACGGAUGAUGACAAGGCAUCAUACUACGAGCGCCAAGAGGAGGUCGCCGUCACCACCACCACGACGACCACGACCGGCGUGGACACUUCCAUUGUAGAGGCCGGCUGGGAGGGCAGCAGUGACAGUGGGCGGCUGGCUGCGAAGCUAAUCGUGGACCUGGGCGAGCAGAACUUCUUGACCGAGUACGCGAUCGUCUCAGGCUCCGGUCCUGACGGCACCCACCCAAAGAAGUGGAUCCUCAAGGGAUCCAAUGAUGCCACUGCGCCCAUGGAUGAGUGGGACGAGUUGAGCAAGCACGAUUCCGACGAGCCUUCGUUCCCACCCGGAGAGCCAGGACGGCGGAAGCCGCUGCUGCUCUCAGUUGCGUGCCCGGCCGACGGCGGAUGA
Messenger RNA from Symbiodinium sp. CCMP2456, 12711 nucleotides. The record is from the annotation of a GenBank genome assembly. NCBI's taxonomy places the organism in Eukaryota, Dinophyceae, Suessiales, Symbiodiniaceae.